Puma concolor (puma) is the source of this 1536-nucleotide messenger RNA. NCBI's taxonomy places the organism in Eukaryota, Metazoa, Chordata, Mammalia, Carnivora, Felidae. The record is from RefSeq and is a predicted model, not a curated record.
AUGUUCGCUCUGCCUCAGAAGGAAUCCAAGGCACCUACCACCUGUCCAGGCCCAGCCUCCACACAGGACCUGGACAGUAACCAUGGGGAUGGUCUGGAAAGAGAAUGCUCUAGAAAACCAGACUGGAAGCUUCCAGAGUUCUGUGGAGUGGGUGAUCCUACCGCCACAGCGUCCUCUGACAGCUCCCACCUGUCCUCUAGAGGAAGCAUCAUUAAAUGGUUCUGGGACUCAGCUGAGGAGGGCUACCGGACCUACCACAUGGACGAGUAUGAUGAGGAUAAGAACCCCAGUGGCAUCAUUAACAUGGGCACCAGCGAGAACAAACUCUGCUUUGACCUGCUGUCCAGGCGGGUAAGUCCCGGUGCUCCUCUGGAGAUGCUGCCAAGCCUCGUACAAUGCCCAGGGUGGAGGGGGCACUGUAGCCUCCGGGAGGAAGUGGCCAGAUUCCUCUCUUUCUACUGCAAGAGCCCUGCACCCCUGAAACCAGAGAAUGUGGUGGUUCUGAACGGCUGUGCCUCUCUCUUCUCUGCUCUGGCCACAGUGCUGUGUGAGGUGGGGGAGGCGUUCCUGAUCCCUGCCCCUUACUAUGGAGCCAUCACACAGCACGUCUAUCUCUAUGGCGGCGUCCAACUGGUCUGUGUCUAUCUGGACAGUGAGGUCACUGGGCUGGACACACGCCCCUUCCAGCUCACAGUGGAGAAGCUGGAGAUGGCCCUGCAAAGAGCUAAUUUUGAGGGUGUGAAGGUCAAAGGCCUCAUCCUCAUCAACCCCCAGAACCCUCUGGGUGACAUCUACUCCCCAGGAGAGCUGCGGGACUACUUGGAAUUUGCCAAGAGGCACAAGCUGCACGUGAUGGUGGAUGAGGUCUACAUGCUGUCCGUGUUUGAGAAGUCGGCGGGGUACCACAGCGUCCUAAGCCUGGAAGGGUUGCCUGACCCCCAGAGGACCCAUGUAAUGUGGGCGACCAGCAAGGACUUCGGGAUGUCUGGGCUCCGCUUCGGCACGCUGUACACAGAGAACCGGGACGUGGCCACUGCGGUGGCUUCCCUCUGCCGCUAUCACGGCCUCAGUGGCUUGGUCCAGUACCAGAUGGCACAGCUGCUCCGGGACCAUGACUGGAUCAACCAGGUGUACCUACCUGAGAACCAUGCCCGGCUCAAGGCUGCCCACACCUAUGUCGCAGGAGAGCUCCGGGCCCUGGGGAUCCCCUUCCUCGGCCGUGGGGCAGGCUUCUUCAUCUGGGUUGACCUGAGGAAGUACCUGCCCGAGGCCACCUUUAAGGAGGAAAUGCUGCUUUGGCGCCGCUUUUUGGACAACAAGGUACUGCUGUCCUGCGGCAAAGCCUUCCAGUGUAAAGAGCCUGGCUGGUUCCGCUUGGUCUUCUCGGACAAGGCCCACCGGCUUUGCCUGGGGAUGCAGAGGGUCCGGCAGGUGCUGGAGGGCAAAUCCCAGGUGCCAGAUGACCCCGCUUCCUGUCAGAGCCAGGAGUCAGGGAACCAGCGCAGUGGCGGUGAGACUCCUCCAGCGGUGCUUUGA